AGGGUCCAUAUUGUCACAUUUUAGUGGACACCCCAAAAAUGGUUGCUUUCCACAAAACCACUACUCUCUCUCACUCUCUCUCAUAAUCAUCAUUUAUUUGGCUCUUUUUCUGCCACUAUGUUUUCUCAUUGCAGCCAUCUCUUUUUUUGUUGUUAAAUAACAACCUCAUUGAAUCUUAAACACAUGACACCUAAACCAUGAUUCUCACUCUUCAUAUUUUCCAUAUAAAGAUUUCAUUUUUAACUUAAAAUCAAAUUUUUCAUUCUCAAAGUUUUGAAAAAUUACAAAUUUGUCUAUACCCUUUUCUUUAUUUAUAGAAUCUUGUUCUAGCUUUCUUAUAAACACCAAAAAAGAUUGAAACUUUGUUAACAAUGUCUUCUUCUGGUUAUCCUAUGAACAAUACCUUGUUUUAUCUGUUUCUUUGUGUUCUUAUUGCAAAAGUUAGCUUUUGCUUUUCUACCAAGAAUUUUUGAUUGCAUAUCAGGUUUAUGUUGUGUACAUGGGAAGUAAAAGUGGGGAACACCCUCAUGAAAUUUUGAAGGAAAAUCAUCAAAUUCUUGCUUCUGUUCAUAGUGGAAGCAUUGAAGAAGCACAAGCUUCUCAUGUUUAUAGCUAUAGACAUGGUUUCAGAGGCUUUGCAGCUAAGCUCACUGAUGAACAAGCUUCCCUAAUUUCUAAAAUGGAAGGAGUGGUUUCUGUUUUUCCCAAUUCUAAAAGAAAGCUGCACACAACUCAUUCAUGGGAUUUCAUGGGACUUUUGGAUGACCAAACCAUGGAGACUCUUGGCUACUCUAUUAAGAACCAAGAAAAUAUCAUCAUUGGUUUCAUUGAUACUGGAAUUUGGCCAGAAUCUCCAAGCUUCAGUGACACAAACAUGCCUGCAGUGCCAGCAGGGUGGAAGGGUAAAUGUCAAUCAGGAGAAACAUUCAAUGCCUCAACUUGCAACAGGAAAGUGAUAGGAGCAAGAUACUAUAUGAAAGGAUAUGAAGCAGAAGAAGAGUCAAAUGCAAAAGUGUCAUUCAAAUCAGCUAGGGACAGCACUGGUCAUGGUAGCCAUACAGCUUCUAUAGCUGCAGGUAGAUAUGUAGAAAACAUGAAUUAUAAAGGACUAGGAAGUGGAGGAGCAAGAGGAGGUGCACCUAUGGCUAGAAUUGCUGUGUACAAAACAUGUUGGGAUUCAGGUUGCUAUGAUGUGGACUUGUUAGCUGCAUUUGAUGAUGCUAUAAGAGAUGGAGUUCACAUUUUGUCACUAUCUCUUGGUGCUCAAUCACCACAAGGAGAUUAUUUCAAUGAUGCAAUAUCUAUAGGGUCAUUUCAUGCGGCAAAUCGCGGAGUGCUUGUUGUUGCAUCAGCUGGAAAUGAAGGGCAUUCUGGUUCUGCUACUAACCUUGCACCUUGGAUGCUUACUGUUGCUGCUAGCUCAACUGAUAGAGAUUUCACUUCUGAUAUCAUGUUAGGAAAUGGCGCUAAAAUCGCGGGUGAAAGUCUGAGUCUCUUUGAAAUGAAUGCCUCCUCAAGGAUAAUUUCUGCUUCUGAAGCAUUUGCAGGAUACUUCACUCCUUAUCAAUCCAGUUAUUGUUUAGAGAGUUCUUUGAAUAAAACAAAGACCACAGGCAAGAUUCUGGUUUGUAGACAUGUAGAGAGUUCAACAGAAUCAAAGGUGGCAAAGAGUAAGGUAGUGAAAGAUGCAGGUGGAGUUGGAAUGGUACUUAUUGAUGAGACAGAUCAAGAUGUUGCCAUUCCAUUUUUGAUCCCUUCAGCUAUUGUUGGAAUGAAAACAGGAGAAAAGAUUCUAUCCUAUCUCAAGACUACAAGUAAGCCUAGGUCAAGAAUAUUAGGAGCAAAGACAGUAAUAGGAUCUCAGCCUGCACCACGUGUAGCAGCAUUUUCUUCUAGAGGUCCUAAUGCUUUAAACCCUGAAAUUUUGAAGCCUGAUGUGACAGCUCCAGGACUAAAUAUUCUUGCAGCAUGGUCUCCAGCAGCUGGAAACAUGUUCAACAUUCUCUCAGGAACUUCUAUGGCUUGUCCUCAUGUAACUGGAAUUGCAACUUUAGUUAAAGCUGUUCAUCCUUCAUGGUCUCCAUCUGCUAUCAAAUCUGCCAUCAUGACAACUGCUACAAUACUAGAUAAGCACCACAGACCGAUCAGCAUAGAUCCUGAACGAAAAAGGGCUAAUGCAUUCGAUUACGGAUCAGGGUUUUUAAACCCUGCAAGAGUUCUUGAACCCGGUCUCAUCUAUGAUUCUGAGCCAAUAGAUUUCAUUACAUUCCUAUGUUCACUUGGUUAUGAUCAAAGAUCAAUCCAUCUUGUUACUAGAGACAACAGCACAUGCAAAAGCGCAUUCACAACUGCAUCAAACCUAAACUAUCCAUCCAUUGCAGUUCCUAAUCUCAAAGACCACUUUUCAGUUACAAGGGUUGUGACUAAUGUUGGAAAACCACAAAGUAUAUAUAAAGCUGUAGUUUCUUCUCCACAUGGUGUUAAUGUUACUGUUACGCCGAACCAGUUAGUUUUUGCAAGAAUUGGACAGAAAAUCAAGUUCACUGUGAAUUUCAAAGCAACUUCUUUUUCAAAAAAAGGAUACAAAUUUGGAUUCUUGUCAUGGACAAAUAAAAGGUUACAAGUAACUAGUCCUUUGGUUGUUAAAGUUGCACCAGGAAAACAUGGGUUGGUUAGAUAAACAAUGUUUGUAAAUAUCAAUAUUUUAGAUUUAGAGCUUUUUGAGCAUCGUAUAGUUACUAGAACAGUCACAAACUAUGCUGCAUACUGAAAAACUUCGAUGCAAAUUAGAUUAUCAGUGCCAAAAUUGUGUUUAGUUAUAUGCUUGGAGGACAACAAACAAUAAGCUAAAAUAGAUUCCAAAGAAAUUAUGAUAUAUAUUUAUUUAGAUCAUGAAAUGAAGUUACUUUGAAAUU
This is a messenger RNA of Cicer arietinum (chickpea), 2915 nucleotides long. The record is from RefSeq and is a predicted model, not a curated record. NCBI's taxonomy places the organism in Eukaryota, Viridiplantae, Streptophyta, Magnoliopsida, Fabales, Fabaceae.